GAAGAGAGGGAGGGGAAGAGGUGGGGAGUAGAGGGAAGCUGGGAUACUGGAGAGAGCAGAAGGAGAAAAAGACAGAGAUGCUUCAGAGAUGGGUGAGUUAUAACUAAGAGAGCAGGAAGAAAGGUAAAGAAAGGGAGAGAAGAAGUGCUGUGGGAAAGGGAAAGGAGCCAGAGACUGAGUCAGCCUCAGGAGGACAAGCAUUAAGAGACAAGUGCAAGGAACACCCCAUCAUCUCAAGAAGGACCUGUUCUGGCCGAGUCAUCACCAUGAGCACACGAAAGAGCUGCCCUCUGUCAGUGGGGCAAGGAGACAGAGAGGAAAAGGAGAGUGAGGGUACUCCAGACGUGGAGCCACAGGAGUGUGAGCUGGAGCUGAGGAACAACGCUAUUCUGCAACAGAAAAGGCGUCUUAAACAGGCCACACAGUUUGUGCACAAGGACUCUGCUGACCUGCUGCCUCUGGACGGUUUGAUGAGGCUUGGUACCUCCAAGGAUCUGCAGCCACAUAGUGUGGUCCAGCGGCGCCUCUUGGAAGGCAAUCUGAACAAACUGCGGGGCAAGACAAGGGUUCAAUCUGCAUGGGUUCAAUCUCCGCUGGCAAAAGACCAGGACGAAAAGAUGGAAAAGGGAGAGGACAGGAGAAAAGAGACUCCACUCCUGCUAAUACAGUGCCAGUGCCAAGGUCAGGUAUUGAAAGCAACUGUUAACACAGGAUGUCAACUGAAUCUCAUCUCCAAGAGCUGUUUAAAACAGCUGGGGCUAGAAGAGGUGUCUGUCAUGGACUGUGGAGAUCUCUCUCUUCCCAUCCCCAGCGUUGUUGGCCAAGUAGAACACGUGGAGGUGCAGUUUGGCCAGGAGACAGUGCUGUGUUCAGCGCUGGUUGUAGAUGAUGAAAUGCUGGAGUUUUGCAUUGGUCUCCAGACCCUGUUGUCUCUCAAGAGCUGCAUCGACUUGGAGGAAGGAGUCCUGAGAUUUAAAGCACUGAGUCAAGAACUGCCUUUCCUACAUGCCUCUGAAGAGCUUGGUCAGUGACUGGCUGCAUACCCUAUCUCUAGGGGGUGAAGAAACUGCUGCCAUGUGAAAGAGAUGAGGGUGAGGUUCAUAGGCCCCUAACCUUGCUGAGUUCUGGGCUAUGGCAUUCACUGGGAAGUGAGAAAAAGGCAAACAGGAGCUGGAAGCGGUUGUUGCUGGGAAUGCCUCUUCUUUGGAGAGUUCUCCCCUCUUUCAGUGAACCCUCCUGCUUGUCCCCACAUGCUGAGUGGGCACUUUAUUCUGUUUUUUCUAUCUGUCCCUGUGGUCCCUCCAAUUUCUGUUUCUGCACUAAAUUCACCAUACCCUUUUAAUAAUGCCUUUUUACAAUGCACUCUAUUCAUGAGACAAGGGAGAGUCACUUUGAACAAUCUCCAGCUUUUUGUGGACAGGGAAGUGGUGCUUUUUCCAAAAGCUUUCAGAGAUUGCUACGAAUGCUUCUCUUUUUCUCUCUGCCUGAAUGAGUGGACUCCAUUUCCUUUGCUUUGUGGGAAGAGGUCUGUGGCCAGUCCCCUCGCCUGCAUGCUGGGAAGUUGGAUUUUGUUUCUUCUUACUGGCUCAGAGCAGAACAGAAGGAUUUUAUUGGAAAAAACCUUGCAACAAGAACAAUGUCAGAGUUCUUAAUUCUAAGAAACUUUUGCAGAAAUGCUAAGCGUAGAUGCCCAGACUACAGUGAAUGCUCACUGGUGCUUCGGCUUUGCCAGUGUAGCCUUGCUACUAGGCUAUACUAGUGUGAAUGGCAAUGCUUAGCAUGUCUUGCUAUACAUAGUAACCAGACUUGCACACCCUAGUCUUCUGACCAGGCCUCUCCCCUCCACACUCCAGCUGCUAUAGCUACAUUCCUAUCACCUCUGCUGCAUCAUCAAACUGAGUUCCUGCCACUCAAUUUAAAUGCUGCAAUGAAUUACAGCAGCUAGAGUCUUCUGUCAGCUCCUUUUUUUCAACUUGAAAUCUAGUAAUUGGAUGCAGACAUACCAUCAGCCUCAAGCCCUAGCAUCUCACAGCCUUUGGUACUCCUUUGGUACUCCAGCAUAAAACUAGAGAACUAGACUUUCUUGUAGUAUCAGCUCAGGUCAGAGAACUGUGGACUCAUCUGGGUUGAACAAAAUGGAUAUUAAGUCACUUUUUUUUUGUUUGUUUUUUGUUUCAUUUGCAUCUGUAACUGCAUGAUAGAUACAUUAUCUACUUGUACUACCUCUAGGUAGGAUGCACCAGGACAGCUUGCUCCAUGCCUGGAAAUGAUCACAACUGAUAUUUUUCAUAAUAUUCAGCACAAGUUUUUCCAUAUCACACUUGAAACCCAGUAAAGCCAUCUCUUCCUCAUGACUACUGAUUCUCUAUCUAAUCUCUCCACAAUAUCCCUUUAUCCUCCCAUAGAAUAUCAUGACAUUGUCAUUUUGCCUGUCAUCCUGGAUUAAACAGUGCUGGCUCUCUUCCUGCCUUAUCAAACCUCUCAUUGUUGCUGUUGCACUUCUUAAAAUACUUGUGGUUGCUUUCCUGCCUCCCCCUGCCCCCCUUAGUUCUCACCUAAACCAGAUGCAGGACUCCAGUUUAACACAUGGCAAAACAAGUGGAGUUACUGCCUGGGUGAUACAUGUAACACACUAAUAUUAGCUGCUGUGACUGGCAUCUGCUCCUCCUUAAAGCAGCCUCAGGCUGGUGAUUUUGUUGCUCAUAUCCUCCAGUGUCUGAUCUGUUGCUUGGCUUUUGAGCCAUUCUUCCACUUGUGCAUCCGAUUAUUUCUUCUUAUGUGUAUUGCUUUUCUUGCAUCUCCUGAAUGACACCAAUAUUUCAGAGUUUUCUCUCAUUUGUGUCCACACCCACAAGCUUCUUGAUGAUCUUGUCUCCCAAAGUAACAGAAAUCCCCUCUGGAUUUGUAUCAUCAACUGCAUAUCAGACUGCCUUCUGAAGCCUAGAGUUCUUUAAUGACAGUUCAAGCCUGUACUGGACCCAUCCUGCAUGCCAGCUGGAAUCUACCUGGUACCUAGGUCACUCUGCUGAAAAAAAAUCUUGUGUUAGAUGAGACACUUGCUCCUAUGUUCCUGUGUGUAGCAACUCAGCUAGCUUCCAGCUCUUGCUUCCCUCUAAAAUAGCAUGGGGAACUAUGGCAAAUAACCUAUUGAAGUUAACAAAUAGCACGUCUAUUACAUCUCAUUAUUCAUUAACCUUCCUGGUCUGUGAAAAACAAAAAAAAUAAGGAUCUUCCCCAAAUCAGACCGCACCUAACAGAAAUCUUUCAGAUCAUUUAAAAGGUGCUGAACUGGAUCCUAUAUAAAGUUGGUAUGACUUUGAGUUGACAUCUAUAUUUUGACUGCUACCUGUUACUUACAGCCCUGCAGAUGUUUGUACAUGAGCUGCUGUUGGAGUUCCCACAUAUCAGUCUUGGCAUACUCUCUUUUUUUGCUCAUCUUCAGAACACCCUCCAGGCCUUCUGAAGCCUUUCUGGGACUUGCAUGCCUCAAUUCUCAAAUCAUUAGAAGUUCAGAUUCCUCUGCUAAUUAAUGUGCUAUGGCAGGUGGAAAUACCCAGCUCUGCCUAUCUCUUCCUCUGCUCUCUGCUUAAUGAAUCCCUCUCGGCAUCGUCUUUUUAUCUCUGCCCAAGUGAAUCAUUCACUCUCCCACACUUGGAAAGAGCAAAUUUGUUACUUACCAAAGGUGUCUUUUCCUUCUUUAGAUAAUCCUUUUAAUAACACUUUCAUAUAUACUGGUUGCUAAUACUCUUAUAUAUCUUGCCAGCCUUUCCUCUUUGCUCUUCCUCUGUGCUUGAGAACUGGCUGAAAGGCAGAGCUCAGAGGGUUGUCAUCAGUGGUGUGGAGUCCAAUUGGAGGCCUGUGGCAAGUGGCAUCCCCCAGGGCUCAGUACUGGGUCCCAUCCUGUCAACCUUUUCAUCAAUGACCUGGAUGAGGGGAUGGAGUGCAUCCUCAGCAAGAUGAUACCAAGCUGCGAGGAGUGGCUGAUCCACCUGAGGGCUGUGCUGCCAUUCAGAGAGACCUGGGCAGGCUAGAGAGCUGGGCAGAGAGGAACCUCAACAGAGUUCAACAAGGGCAAGUGCAGAGUCCUACACCUAGGUAAAAAUAACCCAAGGCACUAGUACAAGCUGGGGGCUGACCUUCUGGAGAUCAGCUCUGCAGAGAAGGACCUGGGAGUGCUGGUGGAUGACAAGUUGACCAUGAGCCAGCAAUGUGCCCGUGUGGCCAAGAAAGCCAAUGGUCUCUUGGGGUGCAUUAGGAAGAGUGUUGCCAGCAGGUCAAAGGAGGUGAACCUGCCCCUCUGCUCAGCCCUGGGGAGGCCACAUCUCGAGUACUGCGUCCCGUUCUGGGCUCCCCAGUACAAGAGAGACAUGUAGCUACUGGAGAGAGUCCAGUGUAGGGCUACAAAGAUGAUCAGAGGGCUGGAGCACCUGCCCUACGAGGAAUGGCUACGAGAGCUGGGCCUGUUUAGCCUGGAGAAGAGAAGGCUGAGGGGGGAUCUUAUCAAUGUUUACAAAUACCUGAAGGGAGGGUGUCAAGGGGAUGGGGACAAACUCUUUUCAGUUGCCCCAUGUGUCAGGACAAAAGGCAAUGGGCAAAAAUUGAAGCACAGGAAGUUCUGUCUGAACGUGAGGGGGAAUUUCUUCACUAUGAGAGUGACAGAGCACUGGACCAGGUUGCCCUGAGAGGUUGUAGAGUCUCCUUCUCUGUAGAUCUUCAAAGCCCGUCUGGAUGCAACCCUAACAUGCUGUAGGUGAUUCUGCUUGAGCAGGGAGGUUGGACUAGAUGAUCUCCAGAGGUCCCUUCCAACCUUACUGAUUCUGUGAUUCUAUGAGUCUUCGCAAUUGCAUGUAUGAAUUCAGACUGUACCACUUCUUGGUCACAGACGAGAUGUUUCCAGCAAGUGCUAAGUCAGUGUGGGAGAGCUAUUAUAGUCAACCAUGAAAUCAGCUCCAGAGCAUGAGACAUGCUUUUCACCCUCCUCCUGCCCAUGUCAGUGGAACAUCCAGGUCCUCUUACUAAAAUUAUCUUCCUCCCAAACAUCAAGAAACCUAUUGGAAACAGUUAUCCUGAAACCUCCCCAUCAAACUUUGUUGCAGGCUUUGUUACAGAAGAAGUUAUGAUGGAAUGAGACCUGCUAGUCAUAACACCAUAGCUGACAGCCCACUUCAACUCAAUCUCUAAGUCACAGUCUAAUCCUACAUUGUCAGUACCUGCUUUCCUCACCAUUGAGCUGAACUCCUGGUGGGUUUGAGUCUCCCCAAAUUCUCUAGCAUUAAAUGACAUGUUGUCACUAAUCCUAAUACAUGUUUUCUGAAUUAACAUACAAACUAGUGUUUUCUAAAAAGACCAACCUUCUUGGUGCUGUGUCCUUACAUUGGACUUCCAGUUUCCACUGUGAAAGAGAAAAAUGUUGGCUUUCAAAGAUGCAAAAUGGAGUUACAAAACAGGAUUGAUAAUGCCUCAAAGAAGAAAGCUCAACUUCAUUCACAUAAAACAUUAUUAUUUUUUAAAAUCUCCUCAGUGUAGGGAAUCAAAUAUGUCAUUUUUAAAGUGGAUUAGCAAGGCUGAGUACUGCUUCAGCAGUAGUUUCCUUUGGAAAAGCUGGUUACACAGACACAUUUCUGUGACCCCAACAUCAGUCACCCUUUAUUUUUUGAGGGGGAGGGGAAGUAGGGAACCGCCUAAAGGUCUUUUCCAAUGGAGACCCCCCAAAAUGCUACAUCUUUCAUAUGGAAGGUGGAAAUUUAGUACAAACUGCCAUCCUAAAACAGGACACAGUGACAUCUUCUGUGUGUUCAACACCUUCUUUUUAAGGUGGCCUACCCCUUCAAAAUAGGCAAUGGUAUGUUAUCAUUUUAGUGAGAAUGUCUCUGAACCUCCAUGUUGUUCAGCUCCUACUAGAGCUGCUUUCCAAUAGUGUGGACAGAGCAGCUUUGAAACAGUGAUACUGGGAAGUAUCUGUCACAGCAAGCCUUUGAAACAGUCAGACAAGUAUGUGUUAGGUGUGAGAUACAUAUGGCUGAACUUGCCCUGAGAUAGAAAGAUGGACUAAGCAACUUUCCAAGGCCUCUUGCAAGGUCUGUGUGUAAGAGGUAAACCCAUCCCAAGAACACGCACCAUUCUGAAGCCAUAAUCACAUCAUUUGCCUUGCCAAGCUUGGGGGACACUUGGCCUUUGAAAGGAACGGGAGCUUCAGCCAGCCCUUAUCCCAGAGGCUUGCUCCUUUUCUCACCACUAUAUGGUGAGUUACAGAACUGAAGAUUAUUCAGCUGCCUACAUAGAUUUACAGUCCUCCUUUACCAGAAAUUCAACUGACAAAUGCCAGGAUAUACCUGGAGAGUAAUGGAAAUGAUGGCAUCCAGAAAAGUGUUUGUAAGAAUUGGAGCAGGGAUGGACAACAGGUUUAUUGUCUCUUAGGAAAAUAAAAUAAAUCUUUCCCUUUAUUUUCUUGCUAGUAAAUUGAAUGCCACAACCAAAGCUACAAACUGCUUAUCCUCAAAUGCCUGCACUGUCCAAGAACUCUGUUGGACUCGUUUUCUGCCCCAUGGGAGAGCUUCCUACCACCAGUGGGUAUGCUAAUCUGUCACUGAGUGGGAUGGAGCAAACACUACUUGUUGCUGCAUAGGAAGGAACAACUUCCAAUUCCAACUCUUUGAAGUGUGUUGGCUGUGCAGAAAGAAGGGGCUUUGAGUUACCAUGGAACUAUAAUAAAGUAACCAUACCUUUCCAGAGAAGAAACCACGUCAGCUGAGUCUCUGAGCAAAUAUACAUGCCACAGAAAAUUGUGGCCAGUGGAAGUGCCAUCAGCAGCCAGCCUUUAAAUUGCCACUUUGGCUUUCAGGGCACGAAAAGAAGCAGGGAAGGUACCUUCUGGCCAGGAACAGUACAAAAGUCCUGAUACAGUUCACUAAGACAGUUCUUAUUAUUUUCUUUUGUGUGCAAGGGGAAUGGGAGCAAAAUGCAUCUGUAAGUCCCUUUAAGUACUAUAAGCAACAGAAUUGUUAGGAAUAUCCUCAAACACUACUUUUUUCCCCCCCCUCUCCAAUGGUUUCAAGAGCGGGAGAGCUUUGGGGAUCAGAUGUUCUGUAGUAUCAGUAUCCCCUUAGCUCUGCUUUCCAGAGUGCAGCAUGCCAGUGCUUGCAUGGUGCACAGUAAUAUACUCAGGCCAAUAGGAGAAGAGGGCUAGGUUGCACAGGUUAUACUUGCCCUGUCCAACACUCACAUGGUUUUGCCCUAUUUUCUUUUAAAGAUGGUUCAUAGAAAAAUGUUGUGUCUCUUGCACUAGGUCUUUCCUGUUUCUUCUAAAAAAAUGAACAGUCCAACAGUGAAUCAAUUUGGCCUUCCUUCCUCUGAAAUCAUUUAACCUGUGUGGCAAAAUCUGUUUUGUAUAAACAAGUUCCAGUUACAUAACCAUUUGUACUCUUUUGUGCUUGUGUUGCUAAUAAAGGUUUCCACUGGGCACGGACAGCCA
This is a messenger RNA of Rhea pennata, 7471 nucleotides long. It is a transcript of the gene NRIP2, whose product is annotated as nuclear receptor interacting protein 2. The record is from RefSeq and is a predicted model, not a curated record. Gene Ontology annotation, biological process: proteolysis. The transcript has 6 exons. NCBI's taxonomy places the organism in Eukaryota, Metazoa, Chordata, Aves, Rheiformes, Rheidae. The coding region runs from base 267 to 1031 and encodes 254 amino acids. Gene Ontology annotation, molecular function: aspartic-type endopeptidase activity.